Messenger RNA from Malassezia globosa CBS 7966, 672 nucleotides. RefSeq lists its product as uncharacterized. The record is from RefSeq and is a predicted model, not a curated record. Lineage: Eukaryota; Fungi; Basidiomycota; Malasseziomycetes; Malasseziales; Malasseziaceae. Bases 1 to 672 code for a protein of 223 amino acids. Gene Ontology annotation, cellular component: trans-Golgi network; TRAPP complex; cis-Golgi network. The transcript has 4 exons. Gene Ontology annotation, biological process: regulation of GTPase activity; endoplasmic reticulum to Golgi vesicle-mediated transport.
AUGGAGUUUGAUGCACCGCGUGUGAGCGUACGCGAAGACGCAGAACGACCACCGGAUGUACCGAAAAAGGACUGGAGCAUUACGCCAGCAGCCAAGGCGAUCGCAGAGACGCGGCAGAGCAUGAUGGACCGCACCUGUGCAGAGCUGCUGUGGAUCGAAGCGGCACAUGUUCUGCAGGCAAGCACAGCGUUCAAAGUGCGACAAGCGAAUGAUAUUGUUAAGCAACUAGAAAUCCAGGAUCCUGGUGCGCAUAUCCCGCCGCCAUUGUCGGCGUCCGAUGAAGCCGACAUGGCGAGUGGACGGAUGGAGGCGAUCGGCCGGCAUGUGGGCGGCAAUCUGACCGAGCAACUGGUGCGUGAUCGACCUCGCCUCCAAGACACGCUGGAACGUGUCAAGUUUGUGUGUAAAGAGUUAUGGACAGUUGUAUGGGACAAGCAGAUUGACAACCUACGAACGAAUCACCGCGGUGUAUUUGUGUUACAGGAUCAGGCGCUCAAAACCCUGGCGGCGUUGGGUCAGACAGACCGUACGAAUGCGUACGUGGCGAUGCAACUGGCGUAUGCAGCGGGCCUCAUCCAGGGCGCUAUGGAACGCCUGGGCGUGCCAUGCUCGGUGCAAGUGGAUGCCGAGUUUCUUCCUAUUUGUGCUUUUCAUGUGCGUGUGCCGUCAUAG